Thalassophryne amazonica is the source of this 3294-nucleotide messenger RNA. Its product is annotated as leucine-rich repeat-containing protein 14. Gene Ontology annotation, molecular function: protein binding. Gene Ontology annotation, cellular component: cytoplasm. The transcript has 3 exons. Lineage: Eukaryota; Metazoa; Chordata; Actinopteri; Batrachoidiformes; Batrachoididae. Bases 97 to 1734 code for a protein of 545 amino acids. The record is from RefSeq and is a predicted model, not a curated record.
ACACUGCAACAUGUGUAAAUUCGUCGUUGAAUUUAUGUGCCAUGGGAGCCGCUGUCGCACGAUGCAGUAAGUCAUAUUCGCCUACUUUUGGUCAUCAUGGUGCCUGCGUUGGUCAGUCUCUGUGCCCGGGUGGUGGUCAGUGACCACAGCUCGUCUCCCCGCUGGAUCAGCUGUUUGCCCAGAGAGCUGUACACCCCGCUGCUGGAGGCCGCUGUGUCCGACUGCCGACCGUUAGCCGUCGGUGAGCUGGUCCAGCGGUGGCCUGAACGCACCCUGCAGGUUGGACCGGGUCCGAGAGGGCGAGCUUGGCCGGACCGACUCUGCAUCCAGGCGCUCUUAAAUGGAGUUACCAGAGGGAUCUCGAACCAAAGCUGUGCCCUGAAAAUAUUGGACCUCUGUGGUCUGCAAAGUCCCAGCAAGGCACAGAUUGACCGGGGAGACUUAAUGGGUGGCUGGUCUCUGACUGUAGCUGUGUGCAGCAUGGUCAUUCAAGCCAGUGCUGGGAUGAAGGAAAGAAAAAGGUUCUCAGCUCUGAAGAGAGAAAAGGAUGUGAAGCGAGAGAGAGGACGAUGGCAGAUGAGUAUCAAUCAAGACCCUGGUAACGCAAGCACAGAUGGCUCAGGUUUUUUUGGAACAGACAGGAUUGGAUUGUCUGGGAGGCUGAGCCAAGAGGAUCUGGUUAAAGGAGUGAGGAGGAGGAUGGAGAUGGAGCGGAAGAGGGAGAGCACAUUGGCGGACGUAGCAGGUAGCAGAAGGGACAAUGAGGAGACUGAUCCAGAUCGUGAUGUGUUAAUGCAUGUGAUUGUUGAUCUUUUUGCCAAUAGCCGCUCUUUUGGGCGCAUACACAUAGCGCUGACGACGUUAGGGCCUCUCAAGCUUCACUGUAGAUAUCUUCGUGUGGAGGAUCUUACUAUGCCAAAACUCAGGACCCUUCUCAGCCUACUUCCUCACCAGAGCCUUCUGGGAUUUGACAUUCGCUACACCAGCCUGGGUGCUGCUGGUUUCAUUGAACUUUUGCCCCUGCUUUCCACCUUCCCCGCACUACAUUCUCUGCAGCUGCAUUACUGUAACUUGGAUAUUCGCAGAGACUACUUUGUUGAAGAUGAUGAACUGAGGACCAUGUCACAGGGACUGGCGCGGUUACAGAAACUGAAACGUCUUAGCGUGACUGCUCUGCACAUGCCAGGACAACUUCGUGCCUUCCUCAGUUCACUGCCUCAACCACUGGAGACCCUGGAAAUUUCAUCUUCAAGGCUGAGAUCAGAAGACUUUGCCUAUCUGUCUCGUAGCCACCAUGCCUCUUCACUGCAGCAGCUGGAUCUUAGUAGUAACCGUCUGGACAACAGCAUCCUGCCCUCUUUGAGACAUCUGCUCUACCAGGCUUCCAGCAGCCUGCAAGACCUCUGCCUCUGUGCCUGUGGCCUGACUGAUAACGGGCUGGGCCUUCUGCAACCCUCGCUGCAGUGCUGUCGGGCCCUUAAGAGUUUGGCUUUGGCCUCAAACCUGCUCUCCAUGGCUGGCAUCUUGGACCUAGUGAGGACAGCUGUGAGAAUGCCGUCCCUCCGCCGGCUGCUUUAUCCCAUGCCAGUAGAGAGCAGUGAUGAAGACUUGGACUGUCCUUUGUUGGAGUCAACGAUUACCAUCCAGCUGAACAGGAUACUGCUCGACAGCGGCCGCUCCAACAUGCUCCUGACUAGUGAACUGGACACUUUUGAUGAAAAUAUAUUGGACUAGAGUAAAGACAAGAACACUGAUGUUACUUAAAGGACGUAGUUUUUCAUUUUAAAACAUUAUUACACCUCUGAUUGGUCUGCUCAUCUUUACAGUUGCACUGUAUGUGAGAAAUACUUUUUUUUUCUCUUCAAGAAAGUGGAAUGGGAACAUACAGGUAUCAGUAGGGGGCCUGUAGUAGCUGAAACCAAAACUUAAAAUUGCAUAGUGCAAUUGCUAACAUGUUGGAUUUUAUGAUUUCUUCCAGCGUAUAUUGCUGGAAAUAUUAAGUUUCUGUAGCAACUAUUUCCUAACUGAUGAUACUGUAAAUGUCCACUGAAUAUUCUAAAUUACUGUUGUUCAUCUAUAUAUUAAAGGCAAAGUGGCCUCUCUUCGUGCGUGUAACUUUGAUCAUGGAGAAACCUGAGAGCUGACAUUUGCUGAUAGGUGUGCUUAUGUUUUGGGUCAAGGAUGAACCCCUCGAAAAAGGAAAGUUGAUAGGACUAAUAUUUUUGGAGAAAUUAGGGUUAUUAGGUAACAACAGUGAACAAUGGACAUUGACAUCACCAUUAAUCAGUUCCUGGUAACCAGGCAAGCUCGGAAUAAAGGAAAUAUCUCAACCUUGCCAGCUGUAAAACAUGACCAACUAAUAAAUACAAUUCACAAAACAUUCUAAUUUUAAUUUCCUCCACUUUUGGUUUAAAUCAUUAUGAAAACUUUGCAUAAUUUAUUACCACCCUUGAAAUGUGUCAGCUACCUAUUUUAUAAACACUACCCAAUCUAGAGCCCAUGGAUCCCCACAGACAAUGCACUGUUCAAUAAUGUUUAUGAGAAAAUGCUGUAUGUUAGCUGCUAGCUAACUGAACAAGUGUCGUUUCCACUGUAGAUACCUUCCUAGAGAGGCAUCCAACAUACUUGAUACUGGUGUUACGUAUAUGAACUAAUUUUGGUUUUAUUUUGUUGUUUCCUUUACUGUGUGUUCAGUAUGUUAUAACAUUUAUCAAAAACUGACUUGUCAAGCAAGAUCCCUGAACAUCAUCAGCAGUAAGCUAGCUGGGUUAAGCUAAUUACUAAAACUGAUAUGAGGAUGAUAAAGUGGUGUAUUUGAGAAAGCUGCCCAUAUUUCUUCUGAUAUUGUUACUGUUAAUUCACAUCCUUUUUGUUGUAGUUUCUCACAAUCAAGCAAUCGUCAAAGGUGAGUAAGGCACUCGGAGGCUCAGUUACUAAGAAUGAUUUAGUAUGACGGUUUAAUAAAAGUUAACUUGUCAUUUCAGUAUUUUACAUGCUCAUGGAGAAUCAACAAUGUGCAUCGGUGACAAUCAAAUUUCUCUGGCGUGGUGUUUUUUUAUGAGUGCAGAUCUUGUUUUAAUCACAUCUGUCUUGAUAUUGGAUGAUUUUGUCUUCACAUUUUUAUCACAAUAUACAACAAAAAGGAGGUAUGUAAAUUGUGCAAUUAAUGGUAGAUUUCAACAAAUUUCAGACAGUGGUAACACUACACACUACAUGAAGAUAUGUGUUAACAGAUGCAUAUGAAUGUUAUGUUCCAUUUGUGUUAAUAAACACCCCUCAGUCAUAUGCUGUAGC